AUUAGGCCGGAAGAUGCGAAGGUGACUAGUAUCAGGGAGUGGCCACGACCUCAGACUGUUACUGAGGUCAGAUCUUUCUUAGGAAUGUGCGGCUACUAUAGGAACUUCGUAAAGAACUAUUCUACAGUCGCCUCUCCUUUGAUUGAUCUAACUCGACUUGACACGCCGUGGGAUUGGAGUGAUGAGUGUGAGGCUGCUUUCAAACGAUUGAAGCAUGCAUUCAUGAAUCAUGAGGUUCUUAUGGUGCCCGAUCCUCAGAAGCCAUUCAUAGUGACCACUGACGCAAGCCAAUACGGCAUUGGCGCAGUGCUGGCUCAACAGGAUGGGAAAAAGUUGAGACCGAUUGAGUAUAUGAGCAAAAAGAUGCCAUCAAAGAAGUUGGCUAAGUCCACCUAUGAAAGGGAACUCUAUGCUCUUUACAAAGCACUAGUUCAUUGGAGGCACUUCCUGUUGGGACGAUUUUUCUACUUGAGAACUGACCAUCAGACUCUUAAAUGGAUCAAGACUCAACCGACUCUUUCUGAUGCACUCAAGCGUUGGAUUGAGGUCAUAGAUCAGUAUGACUUCAAGCUAGAGUAUCUGAAGGGAGAGUACAACAAGGUUGCAGAUGCGCUGUCACGUAGAGCAGACUACCUAGGGGCGCUAGUUUAUGAGUUUGGUGUAUCUGAGAAAGUAACUCAAUCACUGGUGGGAGCCUAUCAGGAAGACCCUGUCGCGAUGGACAUCAUACGCAAACUUCAGGCGAAAGACAAGGCCACAGAAGAUGAGUUUGUGAUGGUGGACGGGCUUCUCUUUCUUGAUAAGGUCGGUUGUAAAAGAUUAGUGAUUCCAUCUAGUGAACGUUUGCGUAGUUUGUUUCUAGGAGAAUGUCAUGACACAACCGGACACUUUGGUUACAAAAAGACGAAUGCUAAUCUAGUACAACGAUUUUGGUGGCCUGGAAUGUUAGAAGAUGCAAAGAAAUAUGUGGAGACCUGUCAGGUCUGUCAGCGGGACAAGCCGCGAACUCAAGCAUCGCUUGGGUUGCUAAAGCCCUUGCCUAUCCCCGCUGGUCCAGGACAGAGUGUUUCCAUGGACUUCAUGGACACCCUGGUGACUAGUAAGAGUGGCAAGAGGCACAUCUUUGUCAUCAUUGAUCGAUUCACCAAAUACGCUAGACUAAUUGCCAUGCCAGAGACCGCAAGGACUGACCACGUCAUCAAGUUGUUCAUGGACAACUGGGUGCGUGAUUUUGGUUUACCAAAGUCAAUCGUUAGUGAUAGACAUGUCCGCUUUACAAGUGAGCUGUGGAAGAAGACUGCUGAGCAGAUGGGCAGUCAACUUCAGAUGACUUCAGGGAAUCAUCCCGAAGCCAACGGACAGGCCGAGCAGAUGAACAGAGUUGUACAACAUCUGCUGAGGCAUUACAUCAAGCCCGACCAGGAUGACUGGGUUGAGAAGUUGCCUCUCAUCGCCAGCCUGUACAACAACGCUGUACACAGCAGUACCGGCGUUAGUCCUAACCAGCUGCACUUGGGAUGGAAGCCUAGAUCAGCUCUGGACUUCCUCCUACCUGAAAACCGACCCUCUGCAACUCCAGGCACACUUGAGUAUGGUGUCAAGUAUGAUAAGUUGCUACAACAAGCUGUCGAGCACAUCAAGAAAUCUCAGCAAGCGAUGAUUGCUUCUGUGAACAGACAUCGUCGACAGUCCUCAUUUCAGUUCGCUGAGCCUAUGCUUCACAACUUAGAAUCCUGCAUUGCAGAUUCAACACCCGCUUUGCCACUGCUCUUCAUCCUGUCCCCAGGAUGUGAGGACCCGACCAUGGACCUCAUCCGCUUCGCCGAUGAGCAGGGCAUCCACGUCGAGGGUGUCUCUCUUGGACAGGGCCAAGGUCCAGUUGCUGAGAAAGCUAUCUUGGAGGCUGCUGAGACCGGUAGUUGGGUGCUCCUCCAGAACUGCCACCUGGUGGUCAACUGGCUGCCUAAACUCGAGCUGCUGUUUGACUCUCUCAAAAGCAAUUACGCAUCCAAAGAUCUAACCCCAAUCCCGGGACCCGUUACCGUUCCAGCAUCUGGUCAGACCCACCACCAAUCGACAUCGGGCACACAGUGGAGUUCAGAUCGCCUUGGAAAGGAUUCAUCUGCAGAAGGCAAACCACCGAGCGACCCAGCAAUCGCGGCAGUCAACAAUAAGGUGGUGAACACAGAAGUCAACAGUCCUAGUCAGUAUGGUUUGGUGCGUGGCAGCAAGGGUGAAAGAGGAGGAGGAGGAGGAGAAAAAGAAGAAGAUGAUCCAGAAGAAGAAGACGACAGCGGCAACAACGAAGAAGAAGAAGAAGGUGAUGAUGAUGAUAAUGAUGAUCAUAAUGAUGGUGAUGAUGAUGAAGACGAAGCAGAAGAAGAAGGACAAGCGAGUGGUAAGAUCAGUCGUCUUCAGAGGAAGCAGAGCUACAAUGCCACAGGCAACACGGUGCAUCGUGGUUCGAUUGAAUCAGCCAAUAAUCAUGGAACUCCGGAGCUGAAAUCUGGUGGUCCAGAAGUAGUAGAAUCUGGCAAGCCAGAAAGGCUAUCUGCUGCCUCCACCAGUCCAUUUGAUUUAGCAACGGGGCCAUCUCCAAGUCCAUUAAUGGGGGUGGAAAAUGCAGGAGGGUCGGUGGAAACAGGGGUAUGGAGUCCUAUUCCUAAUCAGACUGGAAAAAGGGGGGUGAGAAUAAGCCCCCAGCUGCUGCACCCAAGCUUUCGGCUAUGGCUGACAAGCUAUCCGAGCGCAGAAUUCCCUUCCACAUUGGUUGAGUCUGCGGUGAAGAUGACGACAGAGGCCCCAAAGGGUCUGAGAGCGAACCUCCUCCGAUCAUUUACAUCUCACCCGAUCUGCGACGAAGAAUUUUUCCAAUGCACAGACGUGUCAGGAAAUGUCAGAGCGGUUGCUGGGGGACGUCCAGCCUGGAAACGGAUGAUACUAGGCCUCUGCUUCUUCCACGCCUUCGUGCAGGAAAGACGAAGGUUUGGUCCUUUGGGAUGGAAUGUGCCUUAUGAUUUUAGCGACGGAGACCUAAGAGUCAGUGCAAGACAGCUCAAAAUACUUGUGGAAAAUCAUGCAGCCUCUGACAUGAUCCCGUACAAAGCGCUAAGGUAUUGCAUUGGAGAAUGCAAUUAUGGAGGUAGAGUGACAGAUGACCACGAUCGCAAAACCCUCAUGACUUUGAUGGCGUUGUUCUAUUGCCCGGCCAUCCACAAGGAGACCUUCCAGCUCCCAGAUGGGGACUACCUAACACUGCCAGAUGAUGAAGCGGGAUAUGAAGAGUACCUGCAGUACAUCAGAGGAGCAGGCGGCAAAAAUGAAGAAAUUGGAGGAGGAGAUGGGGAGAAGAAGUUGGAGUGGAAGUUGAGAAUGAAGAGGGAGAAGAAGAGAAGGAGGGAGGAAGUUUAUCGGUUGACCACAGAGGUGGAGAACGUGAGAGCCUGUAGGCAAGAAGUGCAGGCGCAGGCAGAUGUUUCUGCCAAAAUGGACAAGAUGUUGGGGUAUCUGGAGGUAUUGAGUGAGGCCUGGCUGGAGGAACGCCAAGCCAACUGGGGUCACGAUGUGGCCCUGAAUGCCAUGCGGUCAGGGUUUCGAGAGUUUGCGCGCGACAUGGUUACCCGCGUUGGGGCCGAAGUCAGGCGGUUGAGAGAUAACGUGGGGAAGUUCUGUGAAGGCACCAUUGAGGGUGCCAAAGCAGUAGCCACCGUCGAGAGCGAGGCUAGACCCCGCAAGGACCCAGUUAAGCUUAAGUUCCCAUCGUACGGCGGGAAGCCUGAGGAGAAUUAGCGUAAACAGUUAUGUUUACUUACAACAUAUCGUACAGGACGAUCAGGUCCUUGUAGCCUUCCAAGCCCUCAAGGAGGAAGCGGCUAGUUUCGCUAGGUCCCUCGCGCGCGCGGUCGGUUGUGAAAACAACAUGGUCGCUUAUUCCAAAGUCACCCCCCUCCCUCAAUUCUUCAAGCUCCUUAGGGAGCGGUUUGUUGAUCUUCGCAGGGGCGUAAGAGCCUCUGACAAACUCCAAACCAUCCACUCACGGCAGUGGAGGAGUGCCAGGGCACUCAAAGCCGUUAUGAA
This is a messenger RNA of Chara braunii, 4077 nucleotides long. NCBI's taxonomy places the organism in Eukaryota, Viridiplantae, Streptophyta, Charophyceae, Charales, Characeae. The record is from the annotation of a GenBank genome assembly.